Molecule: messenger RNA, 1028 nt
Organism: Loa loa (African eye worm)
Lineage: Eukaryota; Metazoa; Nematoda; Chromadorea; Rhabditida; Onchocercidae
Exons: 5
Coding region: 1-960 (319 amino acids)
Source: RefSeq, a predicted model, not a curated record
AUGAUCCAUCCGGCAACAAUAGAAGGUUUCUUGGAUGAUCAUCCGGAUUCUUAUUGGUUAGUAACAAAUGUACUAAGUGUCGAGUGGCGAAAAGGAUGUCUAACAACUGCUGGUUGUGCGGAACCAAGAUUUCAAAUAACUAAAAUGAAUACUGCCAACGAUGAAGCCAAUUUAAUUAGCUGGCCUGUCACAUUCAAAUUAGCUGAGGAAACUUCACGUUCAUUCAUAUCACAUUGGACAUCCAGAAGUGUUAGCGAUAUUAUCUUGAAAUGUGAAGUGGUUGGUUUGGAUCCUACGUAUGGAUUUCCGAGGAUAUGCGAUACCACUCAUUCCAAACACAUUUUUGAUGAUGAGAAUGAUCAUCUGGGACGGUCAAGGAAGCAAUAUUUGACCAAUGGGAAACUUGUCGUAGAAGUGAAAGGGAAAUGUUUCAAUGCAUCACUUGCUCUACAGAAAUAUGAUCGUUGUCCAACAUGUGUGGAACAUCGUAGUAUUGCUGUCGUUGAGCAGUACACUGAUCCGGAAACAAGCAACGACUUCUUUCAUCGUCUCAACGGCAACAGUCAGUUUCUGUAUGCGGUCGUGAUCCUGUCAGCAUUUACAGUUAUUUUGACAACAGGAUUUGCUUGUUUAUUGAUUGCUUUUCUGCAUCAAAAACAUCAGGUGAGCGUAUCCACGUCCAAGCAACUCUUACGUUCGGAACCACCAAAUAUCACACAUCCGUUGCGUGCAUGUGAAGAUGACUCAAGAUACGAUGUAACGUGGGAGCAAGUGCCAACAAUGUAUGGACGAUCACCGUAUCGAAGUUUCCAAAAUAAAAAUGGUUUCACACCAAUAUCCCCUUCAUUAAUGGAUCCCAUAGCAGAUGUCAUGGUAUUGGCUCAAUCGGACUGUCGCAAAACUUCACCAAGUUCUUCAUUCGGUAUUGAACCACAUGAUAGUGGUUUAGAAUUUGUUUAAUGUAUGUGUAUCCAUCUAUAUGAUUCUUAUGCUUUUAGUGGUAGUGUCAUCGAAUGUAUUUGAAAAUU